This is a messenger RNA of Conger conger (European conger), 2510 nucleotides long. RefSeq names its product RAB18A, member RAS oncogene family (gene rab18a). The record is from RefSeq and is a predicted model, not a curated record. Gene Ontology annotation, molecular function: GTP binding; GTPase activity. The transcript has 7 exons. The coding region runs from base 124 to 747 and encodes 207 amino acids. NCBI's taxonomy places the organism in Eukaryota, Metazoa, Chordata, Actinopteri, Anguilliformes, Congridae.
UAUCCAUUCGGAAUUUCCGCUUGUUGAAGACCUAAAGGCCUCGUUACCCUCAGUUAACCAGAAACAUCACGUCAGCUUGUGUGAACUGACAGGCUCCUAUAGCAAAUAAAACCUGAAAGGUAAAUGAGUAUGGACGACGACGUGCUUACAACUCUGAAAAUACUGAUAAUCGGGGAAAGCGGUGUUGGAAAGUCAAGUCUACUCUUGAGAUUUACAGAUGAUACGUUUGACCCAGAACUUGCUGCCACCAUUGGUGUGGAUUUCAAAGUAAAAACUAUUUCGGUGGACGGUAACAAGGCAAAGCUCGCAAUAUGGGACACAGCUGGCCAAGAGCGCUUCAGAACGCUGACACCUAGCUACUAUCGUGGUGCACAGGGAGUCAUCUUGGUGUACGAUGUUACGAGACGCGACACUUUUGCAAAGCUUGAUAACUGGCUAAAUGAGCUGGAGACAUACUGUACAAGGAAUGACCUCGUGAAAAUGCUGGUUGGAAACAAGAUUGAUAAGGAAAACCAUGAGCUCGACAGGAACGAAGGCCUCAAGUUUGCAAGAAAACAUUCCAUGCUUUUUAUAGAGGCUAGUGCGAAAACCCGGGACGGAGUGCAGUGCGCGUUCGAGGAGCUGGUGGAGAAGAUCAUCCAGACCCCGGGCCUGUGGGAGAGCGAGACGCAGAGCCGGGGCGUGCAGCUGUCCGACCAGGACGGCCAGGCCAGGGGGGGGUGCGGGGGGUACUGCUCUGUGCUGUAGACCCCGCGGUGGGAGGACCUGCUCAAACACACACAUUAUGGCAAAUUUAAGGAACAGAAACACAAUAAAGAAAAGAAAAAAAAACCGACAAGGAAAGCAUCGUUUUUUUAGACUGUUUGAACGGCCUCCGAAGUGUAAAUAGUCGUUGCACGUUUCUGCGGCUGUGUUCAUAGGGACAUUCGUACACUAUCCCCCUGUAUCAUGGCAGCCCUCAGUGGUUGUUAAACACCCCCCCCCCACCCUUAUACCGCCAAACAAUGUUUGCUGAGCACAUCUGCUCCACCCCCCUGUAGCCAGCCCCCCCCGCACAGCUGCCCUCACCAUGGUGAUGGCGGACGAACGUCAUGUAGGUGUUCCUCCCCGAAGCGGAGAGGGCGAAGAUUCAGAGGCUGUAGUGUGAACAGUCAAUGGCAUUUAUCCAUCCAUGCUGCCUUUUACUAUUUUUCUUUUUUCUUUUUUCUUUUAUCUUUCUUGGUGACACGUUUCUGUUCUAGUAAACAAAAAUAUAUUAUUUUUUUCCUUGCUCUUGCCAGUGCCCCUCCCCGUCAAUUGGGCAGAUUAGCAGAUGUAAUGCAUCCGACAGUACGUAGGUGUACACAACAACGUUCCUAAGAAGGGAUAAUCUGUAGUAUGCUCUUACUUUUCACAUAGUAUCAUCUUGUAUGCCUUGUAUCUCUUGAUUUGGAGAACCCAGUGGCAAAGAAAGACUGCUCUUCAAUUAUUUUGUCAGAUGAAGUUUAAGCUGUUGACAUGUCUCACUCAGCCUAACCGGAGACUUGCGGAUAAUAAAUCCUUGUGUUUCAGAAUUGGCUGUUUGUUCGAAAUGGAGUUACCAACAUUUCACUACUACUCUUAUUCACAUGGAUUCCAUGCUUGAAAUAUGUUCUGAAAGGUUUAUUAAUCAAACACCUUGGCACUAUGGCAGUCUUGAGUACUGAAAGGUGCAUGGCUGGCCUGUUUUCUCGGGUUUAAACACCUGUGAUCCACUCCUUCAGAACUGACCAAGCCUCAUUCCACAGUGAACCAAGAAAAUGUGUUCAGAAAAAGGCUGAAUUUUUUACACUUGUGGUUUUCCACGUGGCACAGCAUUCUGAGAAUAUUAUUAUUUUUAUUAUUAUUAUUAUUAUUAUUAUUAUUGUUGUUAUUAUUAUUAUCAUUAUCAUUAUUAUCAUCAUCAGUUUGUCACCUUUAUUUUAAUUUGGAGCUGUUUGUAUUUUAUGUGAUGUCCAUGCAUGUGCGAUGUCCUUCAUCCUUACCCCUGCCUGUAGUUAUGGAGUACUAUGGCGCAGGUGGGCUGUUUAGAAUGGGUACACUGGUGUACUGUAACAUGCCUUUUUGUCUGUUCAAAAAAUGUUUUUUUUUUUUUUUAUUGCAUGGAAAACCUUUGGCACAGAAAUGCAUACCCUUUUCCACUUGUAUAUUCAAAAAUAAAUGGUAUUAAUAACUUGCAAAGGCAUUGUGUUAAACGCUUUCAUAUUGUAAUAAAAAUUGAGUCAUUUACAUGGAGAAUGUACAGACACUCCUGACAAACUACAUUUAGUAAAUUACUGUACAUUUAUUUUUUUAAUCAAUUACAGAUAUUAUUUAUAGUCUAAUGUUGUAAUGUCAAGGAAAUGGCCACAAACAUACAUGAUUGUGUGUAAACCUGCAUUUGCUGAUUGAUUGAUGUUAAUUAUAAUUAAUGCAGUUGUUCAUUCUAAACUCCAUACUUCAGGUGAUGAGUCUUAGUUUAAUAUUGUAAAAUAAACUGACAUUGCUUCUAA